UAUAUGGUGUAUCCUUCUGUCUCACUUAAUCUGUUUACAAGGGACAGUCACCAGCGUCAGGCACCUCCAUAACAGUUCAUGCACACUGUUGACCUUCACAGAUGUUCUCAUGGCGGUGAAAACGUUGGGAGAAGAAUUAAAGGUUUAUUAUGACGAUGAUCUCCAGUAUUGUCAACCACAGUUAACUAUAAGAUAUUAAGGCACUAAUGGUCUUGGUGACAAUAUGUUACAGAACCAGGACCUCCAGUCAUCAUGUCGGUGGAGCCAGCACCGUCCUCGUCACUAAGAGUGAAGUGGAGCACCCCAGAGAAGCCCAACGGCGUCAUCACCAUCUAUACUAUUACCUGGACCUGGGAGGGGCAUAUGGACCAUACCAUAACCCCUGACAACACCUACACCACCACCGACCUGCUUCCCUGUACCACCUACAGCGUCACCGUCAGGGCUGCUACAAGUAAAGGUUAUGGUCCAGAGAGUGAUCCAUUGACUGGAACAACUUAUCGUGUAGACCCUGAUCCCUACCUCCAGGACCUUAUGGCGGCCAAGGUGAUGGAUCAGUCCUCUCAGCUGUUCGUGAACUGGACCGCGGCACAAGGCGUCGGUAACUGUGUCGUCACCUACAGGAUCACCUGGCGCCCCGUCAGUGAGAGUAAUGGUAAUGGUACAUCUUACACCACCUCGCUGAGCCACACCAUCACCCAGCUGGAGGCCUGGACCACCUACCACGUGUGUGUGGCCGCCACGACUAAAACAAAAUACAAUAAUGACACAUGUACCAACACAACGACAGACGAGGACAAACCAGGACCUCCAGUCAUCAUGUCGGUGGAGCCAGCACCGUCCUCGUCACUAAGAGUGUCGUGGAGCGCCCCAGAAAGCCCAACGGCGUCAUCACCAACUAUACUAUUACCUGGACCUGAGAGGGGCGCCACCAACCACUGCAACCCUGACACCACCACCGCACCUGCUUCCCUGCACCACCUACAGCGUCACCGUCAGGGCUGCUACAAGUAA
Molecule: messenger RNA, 1014 nt
Organism: Homarus americanus (American lobster)
Lineage: Eukaryota; Metazoa; Arthropoda; Malacostraca; Decapoda; Nephropidae
Product: phosphatidylinositol phosphatase PTPRQ-like
Exons: 3
Coding region: 253-1014 (253 amino acids)
Molecular function (GO): protein binding
Source: RefSeq, a predicted model, not a curated record